CCGCGACUCCGCCAUUACUCCGCGGCAUCACGCAGGCAGGCAGGCAGGCUAGCCGUGCUCCCUCCCGUCUCUUCUCUCCUCUCCCCCAAAGAGGUCAAAGACACAGGGAGAGGACUCCUCCGCAUCUGCAUCCGUCCUCCUCCGCGCGCACGAAUUCGAGAGGGAGAGGAGCGGUAAUGGGGAGGGCUCCGUGCUGCGAGAAGAUGGGCCUCAAGAGGGGCCCCUGGACGCCGGAGGAGGACAAGAUCCUGGUCGCCCACAUCCACAGCCACGGCCACGGCAACUGGCGCGCGCUGCCCAAGCAAGCCGGCCUGCUGCGGUGCGGCAAGAGCUGCCGGCUCCGGUGGAUCAACUACCUGCGGCCGGACAUCAAGCGCGGCAACUUCACCGACGAGGAGGAGCAGUCAAUCAUCCAGCUGCACCAGCUGCUCGGCAACAGAUGGUCCGCGAUUGCCGCCCGGCUGCCGGGGAGGACGGACAACGAGAUCAAGAACGUGUGGCACACCCACCUCAAGAAGCGGCUCGACCUCAGCGCGCAGGAGCAGCACGAGGAGGCCAAGAAGCGCAAGAAGCCGGCGGCGGCCGCGCGGAAGCGCGACGGCAAGGUCAAGAUGAGGAAGCUCGACGCGCUGACCGCCAAGGCGGCGCCCGUGCUGUCCUCGCCCGAGCGCUCCGUCUCGUCCACGGUCACCGAGUCGACGUCCACGGCCUCGGCGGCGGCGGAGCAGCACGGCAACUCGGGCAGCUCCGCGUCCGCCUCCGCGUCCGUCAAGGAGGAGUGCUUCACCUCGUCCGAGGAGUCGGAGGAGUUCCAGAUCGACGAGAGCUUCUGGUCGGAGACGCUGUCCAUGCCGCUGGACGACAUCAACGACGUCUGCAUGGAGCCCCACGACGCGUUCGGCAAGCCCACGGGCGCCGCCGACGGCGACAUGGACUACUGGCUCAAAGUGUUCAUGGAGGGCGGCGACGACGACGACAACAACAACGGCGCGCUAGACUUACCGCAGAUUUAGGGAGGGAGAGAGCUCUAGUUUCGUCGCUGCUCCCGAUUGAUCGUUCUUUUUUCUCUCUCUCUACCCGCGCCAUCUUGCUGCACCGGAGGGAUUGCUAACAGAGAAGAGUGCCCUGCCCCGCGGAGGAAAAUUAGUAGCCAGCAAGAACGCGGAUCAUGAAGGCGCCCGGUCGGUAGAUUUCUUUGAUCCAUCUUGUUUGUUCACCUUGCUGUAUAGAAAGAUGAGAGAUGAGCGAUCGGAACCGAUGCAUUCUGAGUUAGUAGUGAUUAUCUGUUCUUCUGCACGGGGUGCAAAUAUCAGUUUCUGUACCACCAUGGAGAUUACUAUCUGAAAUGGACUCUGCUUUUCUCA
Triticum dicoccoides is the source of this 1364-nucleotide messenger RNA. Its product is annotated as transcription factor MYB4-like. The record is from RefSeq and is a predicted model, not a curated record. The transcript is spliced from 3 exons. The coding region runs from base 177 to 1013 and encodes 278 amino acids. Lineage: Eukaryota; Viridiplantae; Streptophyta; Magnoliopsida; Poales; Poaceae.